UACAUAUGGUAAUGUACAUGUUUCAGUACUGUUCUUUCAAAUCAUCCCACCCUCGCCUUGUGUGUACUUUGGGAGUCUGAAUUAUUUUCUCCAAAUUUGUGAUCUGGCCUGUGAUUCCCAAUUUUUUAAAUAGCCCUUCAAUAUAUUUUUCUUUUUUUCAAAGGCCUUUAGAAAUGAGUUAAUAGAAUACAAUUUGAAACAGGUGAUAUUUUGUACCAAUGAGGUUGACCUCAGUUUACUUGAUCAUAGACGACUAAGUCCCUGUCUAAUUAGGAAUUCUAAGUAGAAAUUCAUUCAGAAAACGUUUCCAUAGUGGUUAGACCCCUAGACCCCUAAAUUCUACCAGGUAUUCUUCCUGGUAGAAUUGCUUUUCAUCUAGUGGCAUAUGGUAUACAAGGCUGUAAGUUAUUGGAAAUAUUUUAUUAUUAUGAUUGCCAUAAAAAAUUCAGAUCUCAAGUUGGGUUCUUGGAAACUGUUAACUUAAAACAAGUUUAUGGCAGAAUAUACCAUAUAUUCACUUCUUGUUUCUGUCUGAAUAAAAGCGUAGGCAUUUUGAUGGCGACUGUAAUGUACCUACUGACUUUGGGGGCUUGUUUUUGUUUUGUAGGGUUAAUAACUAAUAUUUAUAUAAGACAGAAGAGAAAGAUGUCAUUUCGUAAAGUAAACAUCGUCAUCCUGGUCCUGGCUGUUGCUCUCUUCUUACUGGUUUUGCAUCAUAACUUCCUUGGUCUGAGCAGUUUGCUGAGGAAUGAGGUUUCAGAUUCAGGAAUUGUGGGGCCUCAGCCAGUGGACUUUAUCCCAAAUGCUCCCCAACGUGUGGUAGAUGGGAGAGACGAAGAGAUUCCUGUGGUCAUUGCUGCAUCUGAAGACAGGCUCGGAGGGGCCAUUGCAGCCAUAAACAGCAUUCAGCACAAUACUCGCUCCAACGUGAUUUUCUACAUUGUUACACUCAAUGGCACAGCAGACCAUCUCCGGUCCUGGCUCAGCAGUGGUAACCUGAAAAGUAUCAGGUACAAAAUUGUGAAUUUUGACACUAAACUUUUGGAAGGGAAAGUAAAGGAGGAUCCUGACCAGGGGGAAUCCAUAAAACCAUUAACCUUUGCAAGGUUCUACUUGCCAAUUCUGGUUCCCAGAGCAAAGAAGGCCAUAUACAUGGAUGAUGAUGUAAUCGUGCAAGGUGAUAUUCUUGCCCUGUACAAUACACCACUGAAGCCAGGACAUGCAGCUGCAUUUUCAGAAGAUUGUGAUUCAACCUCUGCUAAAGUUGUCAUCCGUGGAGCAGGGAACCAGUACAAUUACAUUGGAUAUCUUGACUAUAAGAAGGAAAGAAUUCGUAAACUUUCCAUGAAAGCCAGCACCUGCUCAUUUAAUCCUGGAGUUUUUGUUGCAAACUUGACAGAAUGGAGAAGACAGAAUAUAACUAGCCAGCUGGAAAAAUGGAUGAAACUCAAUGUAGAAGAGGGACUGUAUAGCAGAACACUGGCUGGCAGCAUCACAACGCCACCCCUGCUGAUCGUGUUCUAUCAGCAGCACUCCACCAUCGACCCUAUGUGGAACGUUCGCCACCUCGGUUCCAGUGCUGGAAAACGAUAUUCACCCCAAUUUGUAAAGGCUGCCAAGUUACUCCAUUGGAAUGGGCACUUUAAGCCAUGGGGAAGAACUGCUUCAUACACUGAUGUCUGGGAAAAAUGGUACAUUCCGGACCCAACAGGCAAAUUCAGCCUAAUCCGAAGACAUGUGGAGAUCUCAAAUACAAAGUAAAAUACAAAUUGUGCUAUAAGUAUUUCUCAGGAAAUCCUGGAAGACAGUGUGUGUGGGAUGUAACACUAGCUAGGCUUCAGUGCCUGUCUUCAGCAACCCAUGGAAAAAGGGACAUUUCAGCUGGGUAAAGAGGAUAGACUGUCCCAUUUGGCAGCCAGCUUCCCAGACAGACUAUAAAUAUGCCUCCAUCUGCCUUACCAAGCGUUCGCUUACUGAUGGUGCUGACUGACCAGAGGUGAAUGGACUUAAGAUAUGGUUGCUACAGCCAGUUCAUCACUGCUACUUGGUUUUAAUUUUGUGACCUGUGUAAAUAAAGUGAAAACUACAUUUCUCAAUAGGUA
Messenger RNA from Capra hircus (goat), 2102 nucleotides. RefSeq names its product glycosyltransferase 8 domain containing 1 (gene GLT8D1). Bases 556 to 1761 code for a protein of 401 amino acids. Gene Ontology annotation, cellular component: Golgi apparatus. Gene Ontology annotation, molecular function: glycosyltransferase activity. The record is from RefSeq and is a predicted model, not a curated record. The transcript is spliced from 9 exons. NCBI's taxonomy places the organism in Eukaryota, Metazoa, Chordata, Mammalia, Artiodactyla, Bovidae.